UAUAUAUAGCAAUUAGCGGGAUCAAGGAGAUCGUACAAUGUGGUGCGAGCCGACUAUGAUUGUGGGAUAAUUAUAAUCUUUGAAUGUAAUGUAUGCACUUCGGAACUGCACCAUACGAAGUUCAUUGACAAAAGCCGUUUGUUGGUGAUUUGUGUUUAUGUUGGGUUAUUUGUGCGAAGCAUUUUUUUAAAUGAAUUGUGCGGGUUUGAGUAUCAUGGGUUAGGAGCUACUUAUAUUUCUCAGAACUCCAUACUGAGUGAUUAGUGUCACUGUCAUAACAAUAGGGUGACGACAGUCUUAUUUAAAUGCCUGUAUCUACGCAUACACUUUCGUGCCAUCGGACAGGAGAUGUUUCAGAUGCGAGGAACGAAUUUAGAAAUACAGGAGCAGACAGAGAAAUUUUAAGAGAAUUAAUACAGAAUUACAUAAGCGGAAAGAGAUGCACUAAAACAGCGACUGCAUGCUACGGUAUGUGUUAUCCAUGGAGCUGGCUUGAUUGAGAGAUUCUAACUGUGUCAUCCAAACGAAGCAGAACUGAUUCAUUUGCAGAAACAAGAAAAGAUUUUGCAUUUAGAACUGUGAUCAGUUGAGUACACUUUUAAUUUAAAAAUGGGUCUGAUAUUUGGUAAAGCUCAAGAUGAAGUGCAAGUUAAAAACAAAACUAUAGAAACUGCUACAGAACAGUGCCAUCUGGCAACUGUUGAACCAGAAAAGAAAGUAACCACAAGUAAACAGUAUUUAAACUUCCCUUUUUUGAUUGAUCCAUCUACAGUAGAUUACAUACGCACCUCAAAAACAAUAUUCAUUUUACGCGGCCUUGCUGGCAGUGGAAAAUCAACAAUUGCAAAAGAAAUUGAAGAGACAUACAAAGGUGCUGUAAUAUGCUCCGCAGACCAAUUCUUCACAGUCAGAGGCAGGUACAUGUUUAAUCCAAAGAAGCUGAGAGAGGCUCAUGAAUAUUGUCAGGAGAAAGCGAGACGUGCUUGCAUAAGAAAUGAAAAUGUUAUAGUUAUUGAUAACACUAAUGUUCAGAAGUGGCCGAUGGAGUACUACUUUCUGUUAGCGUUUAAAACUUGCUAUACUGUUGUCCUAGUGGAACCGCAAACACCAUGGAAAGAUGAUCCCCUUUUUUUAUCAAUUAAGAAUCAACAUAAUGUACGAGAAGAGACUAUUCAAAAGAAAUUGGAACAGUGGGAAACAGUCUUGCCACUUUAUUUUGGCUGGUUUCUGAAUGAAUCUGAUUCUCGUAUGCUGUUACUUGUUGGUCAGGCAUAUCUUGAAGAGUGCCUGAAGUUACCUGAAUUUGAAGAAGAUUUCCAGAGUUUUAGCUCAUUGGAAGAUAAGUCAGAGAUGCUGGAGUACUACACUAAGAGGGGUAAGCUGUUACACUGCACGGCAAAGUUCUGUAAGUGUGGAGAAGUUCCAGAUGCUUUGGAAUAUUCGUCAAAACGUGAUGUUCUAGAAGCAUAUGGAAAAUGUUAUGAUUUGAAUGUAGUUGGAUUUGUGAUGACUCCAAGGACAUUUGGAGCACGAGUGAAGCUUAAUUCUGAAGAGAUGAAACUAUGGGGAGGAGAACUGUCAUCAGCCACAUCUUCACCUCAGAAUUCACCUAGAAUGAAACAAAAAAGGAAUGCAGAUCUUUACAUAGAUGUCAGGGACAGAGAGAGCAAACAUGUACCAAAUUGUCAAGCAUCUCUUAUUUGUUUACCAGAGACUGAUAUUUCAUUGCAGCCAACCAAAGGAUUUGGUAGUAAAGCUCAUAUCACACUGGGAUGUGCAGAUGGGAUACAGCCGGUCACAACAGGUUUAGACCUACUUGAUGUUAUUGAUUGUGAAGCAUUGUCACAUGAAGGAGGUGAGUCUGUCAAAACAUUUACAUUUUCAAGGGGUAUUCUGAGAAAUUAUGGACAAUCAAGGUGGGUACUGUAUCCAAACCAAAAAAUUUUGGUGAAGUCAGUUUUUACGGGAAAUUACUAGAUAUCAUUUUGCUAAUGGGAUUUAUUAAAAUAUUUGGUACAGUUACUGCCAUACACUUGAGCUAUCAAAAGAGUGUGGGAAUUUUUAUGUAGAAUGUCAAUAAGUUGUAGUGUGGAAUGGUAAAACAUGCAAGAAAAGUAAAACUAUUGAUAUUUUUAUUUCAAGGUUUGUCACGAAAAUAAGUGUCAUUGAAUUCUUGCAAGACAUUUCUGUCUGAAAAAGAGUUGUGUAAUGCCACAUAGUUUGAUACUUCAUUUAUUGCAUCACAGUCACUGGCUAAAAAAAUUUCAAUUACUAGUGUCUGUCAGCUGAACUGUCACUGUAGUUUCUUCUUUUUCUCAUAUAGAGAUUUCUGAAGAAGUGCUUUUGAAUAGGACAUACUUUAUUGGCGGGGGGGGGGGGGGGGGGGGAUUUGAAUGUUUUAACUUCUAAACAUAUGGUACAGACAGUAAAGUCUUGGAAACAGAGCUUACUUUUCUUGUGAGGUACAAAAUAACCUUUCUGCAUUCCACUCCCCCUCCCCUUGUGAUAAAUACCUCUUUCAGUGCUUUCAUAGCUUCACUGGAGACAGGAUGGAAGAUAUAGUUUGCACAAUGAUUUUGCUUCGGAAUGUUGCUUAAUCUGCUGACCGAGACAUUAAAUAAAACUUUUGAAUUUGGAAGAUAAAAAUAAAGUGAUUAUUCUGCACAUGAGUGAAAUGUGGUUUUCGUGAUACAGUACAAGUAAUAGCAAACUCAUUGAAAAGAUUUAUAACAGGUUAUUGAAGUAGUGAGUUAAGAUCUAAAUUACAUUGCCUGUCUGCAUAACUGAAAUAUGAAAAUGUUCUCUCUCUCUCUCUCUCUCUCUCUCUCUCUCUCUCUCUGUGUGUGUGUGUGUGUGUGUGUGUGUGUGUGUGUGUGUGUGUGUGUGUGUGUGUGUUUGUUUGUUUGUUUGUUUGUUCGUGGUUCAUUGUCAGUCAGGUCUUAGCUCCGAUCAUUUGGGCAUCCACAGCCUUUGUUUGUAAUUUGUGACAUCUACACCUUGUAGAAUAUGACUCAGACAAAUUGUUCUGUUUUUAAGUCACUCAGCAUGAGUGUAUUACUAAAUUUUGGCCUUUAUUCACUGAUCUCUUCUUGUGUCAUAAAUUGGAGAGUUUAUGUUUUUAUCUAGUUAAAAAGUUCAGUUGUUAUGGUAGUUAAUAAUUAAGAAAAUAAGUGACUGAAGAUGAUAGAUGGCUUGCAAGGUCAAAUAUCAAGACUUACAUGGGGCUGCAAAUGGACAAUUAAGAUGUGCUAUGGGCCUGAACAUAAGAUUAAAUAUAGUCAUUAAUGGAUUGGGGUGUCUGCAUAAGGUGGACACCUUGUAGUGGGAAAAUGUGAUAUAUGUAGUUCUGUACUCGUACCGUAUACAAUGACUUAUGCAAAAAAGAAACAGAGCCCUUAGACAGAAAUUUGAGCAAAGUGCUUCAGAUGUGGGAUUUAUUUGAUCAACAAAAAUAUUACUAUUGGUCCAUGAAAUCACUACUUUUAAAAUUUUGCCCAUCUACAUCCCCUGAGAUAUAAUCUUUAAACUAUUUUCUUUUAGAUAUGGCAAUUGACUAUGCAUUUUGAUAUAUUGUUUCUGCAGGAUCUUGGUAAUUGUACUUUUAUUUUAAAUCACUGUGAUAUCAGACAGCAUUAAUUUAAGCCUUCUGUAUUGGAUGUGUGCGUAAUGCAUGUGUAUGAGAAUCAUGGCAUUCAUAACAUAACAGUAUGAAAGCAAAAUUUCUUUCACUUGCUUAUUCUUCAGUAAUGUAUCCAAACAAAUAUUUGGAUGUCAUAAUCAUUGACUCAUUCAGAAGCAGUAUGCAUAGAAUAAAUGCCUUCCCAACAGCAAUAUCAACCAUACGCCAGACCAGUCUUACCCACCACCUUCCCAAUUUUCUCUCAGUUGCAAAAAGCUGUUCAUAGAGUCUAUGUGCAUACACUCAAAAUUAUAUUUUAAUAUUUCCAGAUUUUUAGUGCACAGCCUUUGGCAAAGUGAAAAAAGUGUCAGUUCUGUUCUAAGUUGUCUUGUACACCACUGACUAUUUUAUAUGGUAGUUACCAUGGUGUAAAUUAUACUUUUGUUAAAAUAUGACUCUACUGCUAGUUCUGUGUCUUCAUCAGUUUGGGUAAAAAUACAGUAAGAUGUAGGGUAGAAGUGAACACUGCCUAACUAUAUAUGUAAAAGUAAUUUUAAGUAUUAUUCUGGAAAGUGUGUACAGACUGAAAAAGAACUCAUUGUCUAACAAUGACACAGAUAUUACUUACAUAUUUUUUUAAUUUUUUUUUUUUAAUUUUAAUUUUAAAUGGAUUGAAUAAUAUGCUCUGAUAACUUUUGCAAGAACUGUUAUAUACAAAAUAGUGCCAUUGUUGAAAUCUUUGUGAGAAUUUUGCACAGUUGUAUAAUUAUGCAAAAUGUGUGAAUUAGUUUACUAGGUGUGGAAGGAAACAGCCAUUUUCUUGUUAAGUUGUGUGUUUAUGAAAUUCUGUUUAUAUGUAUCCCUAAAGUUUGUGUAAAAUCUAUAUCAGAAUAUUUGGCUCUGAUAUACCUUACUUCUUGAACAUGUGUAAUUUUGCUUUAUGCACUUAAGUAAGGGUGGUUACUACAUAUUUUCUGUCCCCCUCCCUUCUCCUCCUACAUGUAACUCAAUAUUUUCUCAUAACUUGAUCCUUUGAAUGUCGCAGAUGCUGUACGAAAUAGAGAUUCAAGAUUUCAGAAAAAUUUAGAUAGGAUAUUUUUUAUACUUUUAACUUUCGUAUAAAAUGGAGGGCGCUACAUUAAUUUGGAGUAAAUGUAUGAGUAGAUGUAUCAGUCAAUUGCUUUCUCAUUGCUUAUGAUUAAACAAAGCUCUUAAUAAGAUUUAAAUCUGAGAAGUGAACUAUUUGUGGUUUGCUGUGUCUUGUUUUUGGAUGCUAUUUCAUAAUUGUACAUAUUAAGUAUUUCCAUUUCUUGCCAUCUCCACAUUUUAUACAUAUUUUAGAAAUACGCCAGUUCGUUCACAAAGCAUACAUUCGUGUAUGCUAUUGUAUUGAGGAAAAAUGUUUUCAAGUAUAAAACCAUUUGGGUAUAAGGCUGUGUCAUUUUAAAAUGUUAAAAGCAACUGUAAAUUUAAGUGGUCUAAUAGCUAAAAGGAUUUUCUUCAGAUGGAUACUGGCUGUGCAACCUUACAUGCAUACAUCAUGUUUUCAAGAUGUCUGUGUUUAUAUAUAAAGGUUAAUAUGUUGAAAAGUAAAUAAAUAGUGUGUACUGCCA
Messenger RNA from Schistocerca piceifrons (Central American locust), 5232 nucleotides. RefSeq names its product 2',3'-cyclic-nucleotide 3'-phosphodiesterase-like. Gene Ontology annotation, biological process: cyclic nucleotide catabolic process. The transcript has 6 exons. Gene Ontology annotation, cellular component: membrane; cytoplasm. NCBI's taxonomy places the organism in Eukaryota, Metazoa, Arthropoda, Insecta, Orthoptera, Acrididae. Gene Ontology annotation, molecular function: 2',3'-cyclic-nucleotide 3'-phosphodiesterase activity. The record is from RefSeq and is a predicted model, not a curated record. The coding region runs from base 610 to 1977 and encodes 455 amino acids.